AUGAGUCCGUCCGAGAAUGAAUAUGAAGAAACCAUUGCAAACUUAAAGCAAGAGAAAGAAGACCUCGAGAAGCAGGUCAGCAUGCUGAAUGAACGGAACAGGAACCAGGCAAUGUUGCUGAAACGAUUGGACAGUGCCCGGCAAACCGAUCGAACUGAAUACGAAGCUCAGAUAUUGGAGUUGAAAGAAGCCUUGUCACAAGAACGAAUCAAGACUAGAAGAGCUGCCAACUUUCAAAAUGGUCCCUGGUCUCCGUCCGCCUCACAACGAUCCGUCAUGGCACCAAUCACAUCACCCAGACAAACAACGCAAAGUGAAGGGGAUCCUCGACAGGUUUCCCUAGAUGAUCGUAAGAGCUGGAAAGAUUCGACCGGAAGUCUAACCUCAUCCGGUAGUGAUCGAUUGGGCAACACCGCACAAGUUCAGAGUGCUUUGCUCGGUGCUGCCAUGAAACAAAAGCAACGCAAGCAGAACAAGGGUGGCUUUUGGAGUCUGUUUGGGAACGACAACCAUAACGAAGAUACCGAAAGCGAAUCGGCCAAACGGGAUGCUGCGAUUCUGAAAAAUAAUGAAGAGAGCCGCACAUCGAUACUGACCAAAGAAAUCAUGCAAGCGCUGGAAGAAAACAAGCGUGUCAUUGUGGAACGAGAAGAGGAGCUCUCGGCACGAGAAGAGGUCCAACGCGUGAAGGAAGAGGCCAUUCGCAAGAAUCAGCAGCGCCGAAUGUCUGAAAAAAUGAGCUCCAGUUUUGGAUUGCUUAGUUUUGGUAGCGACAAUAUUGACGAAGACGGGGAUAACGUCAGGGCACCUACAACACCAGAUCAGGUGAAUAUGAUGAACAUCAGCAAGCUUCGAGAUUCGGAUUUAUUGGACGUGGAUACACUACGGCGACUCAUUGCGGACCGAACCGCAGGUAUGAAAGAAGAAGACAUGACCGAUAAGACCAGCAUUGUGGUGGGUAGGGAAGAAAAAGAAGAUGGCAGUGAGAGCGAGUACGAUCCUGAAGGGGAUGACGAGCUAACAGCAGCCGCUGAAGACUGA
Cylindrotheca closterium is the source of this 1041-nucleotide messenger RNA. The record is from the annotation of a GenBank genome assembly. Lineage: Eukaryota; Bacillariophyta; Bacillariophyceae; Bacillariales; Bacillariaceae.